Messenger RNA from Cercocebus atys (sooty mangabey), 831 nucleotides. RefSeq names its product sperm-associated antigen 11-like. The record is from RefSeq and is a predicted model, not a curated record. Gene Ontology annotation, biological process: antimicrobial humoral immune response mediated by antimicrobial peptide. Gene Ontology annotation, cellular component: extracellular region. The coding region runs from base 204 to 545 and encodes 113 amino acids. The transcript has 3 exons. NCBI's taxonomy places the organism in Eukaryota, Metazoa, Chordata, Mammalia, Primates, Cercopithecidae.
UGAAAUACGUGGCUCAAGUGUUUGUUCCACCAGCAGUGGAACAAACCAGCACGUCCACAUUGUCUUUUGAGAAUGAGAAGUCAUUCUGGGGCACCGCUCUUCCCACGCUCCGGGCCCACACACACAGCCCCACUCCAUCAAAGGAGCCUGCUGCCCGCCCACCCACCCGGGCUGCUUUCUGGCUUGCAGUCCUCUUGGCAGACAUGAGGCAACGGUUGCUCCCGUUCUUCACCAGCCUUCUCCUUGUGGCUCUGCUGUUUCCAGGAUUGUCCCAAGCCAGACAUGUUAACCACUCAGCCACCGAGGCUCUCAGAGAACUCCGGGAAGGAGCCACUGGGCAAGGCACAAACGGGUCUCAGCUGCUACGCCACCCAGUGAAACGGGCCCUCAUAAUACGGCGUAUCCCCCAUUACCCAGAAGUUGAAUCAGAUUUAAGAAUUGUCGACUGCAAGAGAAGUGAAGGCUUCUGUCAAGAAUACUGUAAUUAUCUGGAAACGCAAGUAGGCUACUGCUCGAAAAAGAAAGACGCGUGCUGUUUACAUUAAAACCGAUGUCGCUGGUAUAGAAAUAAAGCUCUGCCACUUACCGGUUCUCCUGGGCCGCGUUGUCCAAUCAGGUGCAGGUUUUUUGCGGAAGUGUCUGAGCAGCGGGGAGCGGAGGUAUUGCCACUUGUGCCAGACAGUUCAAAUAUUUUAUUGUGGCAAAAUAAAUGACAAAAAUGCUACCCGUGAUCUUAAAGAAGAUGAUAUAGCUUGACACAAACAGAAUUUUCAAAAUCACACAAUUUGUCAAUUUGUGCUAGUAAAUGUGGAUAUAAUAAACUUUCAUUGG